AUGACUUUGAGCACGCUGGCUGGCCUGGUGGCUGCGGAUUCAGACUUCAGCGCGACAGUGGCAAUUGCGGAUCGACGGGCGACGCUUUCGAGGCAUGGAAAGGCGUAUGUGCUAUCCAAGCGGCAGCCCGAUACGAACACUAUGUGCAUGUCCUGCUCAACCAAGAGAGAGCCGGGAAUAGCCGGUCUGCCGAUGCGGGCGUCUCGACAAUCGCCCAUACGCCAGGAGUGCGUACGAUUGAGCAUGACGGACAACGGUGGAUGGAUGGACAAUGUUGCGAUGGACAAUGAUGCGAUGGACAAUGUUGUGAUGGACAGCGAUACCGUCGUCGGCCCGGUCCACGGCCAGCAGCCCGCCUUGUGCGCAACAGCCAGCGUUUCAUCGCCGCGGCCGGCUUUGGCACAUCCGUCGAUGCCCCCGCAGCACAUCCUUCGCAUCCUUCGCAUCCUUCGCGUCCUCCCGCGUUCGUCGUCCCUUGCGCCCGCGCCGGCCUUGCGCGCACAACAUCCAGACCAAGCCGCCCAGCCGCUCCACCGGCCGCAGAGCCUGUCCCUGUGCGGCAUCGCACAAUGGCGCCCCUUGCCAAGGGAGCGAUCCAGCCCUGUUCGAUCGCCUCCGCCUGUUUCUCUGGCCUUCGUCCCGUUUGCCCGGCUGCUUUCGCUCGCCUUCCCCCAUACCCCCCAGUCCAAGUUCCUGAUCCAGCCGCCGCCGCCCAUGUCGAAUUCCACCAACGCACCGCAGGACCUGACCUUGCAGGUCCCUCUGGAGUCGUAUUCACCAUGCGAUCUCACAGCUUCGUUCGAUCCGAACCUGGGCUACUCUCCCUUCUGUCCGUCCGGUCAGGCCUGCUUUCUGGACCUUUCCGGGCUCUUCUGUCUGCCAACCCACUUUGCCGGCUGCAUCCUCACCAACGAUGUCCGGCUCGCCCAAGGGCCGUAUCUCGCUCCCGACGUAAACUCCCAAGCCGGGUCCAGCGGCUCCCAAGCGUUCGUCGUCAUCCAAGGCCCCAAUGGCUUUCUCGGCGCCGGCGCCUCGUGCUCGCUCUGCCCGGUGCCCUCAAACUCGAGCUUGCAGUCCCAGAUCGAGGGCAUCUCCAAUGUCGACAUGAUCGAGCUCGCCGCCUACUCCAACUGCAACGGCUCCCAGUUCUAUUCGUCACCCAUCCCGGACAACACCUCGGUCGAGAACCCCGGUCCGUACUACUGCGAUUCAUCGUCGAGGAUGUGCCUGCCCCUCAGCCCCGAGGGCAGUUCCUGUGCAUACAACCUCCAGUGCCAGUAUCCAGGCUUGUCUGCUUGCAGCCUCCACGCCAACGCCCAUAACAUCUGCGGCCCCUACACCGACUCUUCAACGGACGGACAGCCUGCGCUGCCAAGGCUCUCGGGCACGUCUCCGUCCGGCAUGAGCAGCACAGUUCUGAUUGCCAUUAUCACCGGCUCGGCGGUCUUCAUUGUCGCUGGUGCCCUGGGCUGCUUCCUGCUCACUCGCCGGUAUGGUCGUGACAGGAACAUACGGCGGGAAGAAUCGAUCCGGAUGCGCCGCUCUGCUCGGCGGCAGCGAGGGCUCGAUGUGGCUCCAAACAAGCCCCAUCACUUCAUCAACAACGAGUACAUCAUCUCGUCCAAGUCGCCAAAGCUCUCCUCGCCAUCCAACCGGCCUGGUGCUCCCACCACCGCCCGCUCCGCCUCGUUCGCAACGUCCUUUUCCGAAUCAACGUCGUCGCCAAGCGUCAUGUCGCCCGUCAUGUCGGCUUCGUCGCGGUCGCAGUCUGGAGUCAGCUUUGCCGAGGACUCUCGGUCGGUCGAUGGACUUGUGCGAUAG
Polychytrium aggregatum is the source of this 1821-nucleotide messenger RNA. RefSeq lists its product as uncharacterized. NCBI's taxonomy places the organism in Eukaryota, Fungi, Chytridiomycota, Chytridiomycetes, Polychytriales. The record is from RefSeq and is a predicted model, not a curated record. Bases 1 to 1821 code for a protein of 606 amino acids. The transcript is spliced from 3 exons.